GCCGGCGGGCCGACUAAGACAUCCCCGUGCCGCAGAUCAUGCUACGCGGCCGGAGCUUCUUUGAAGCUAUAUAUAGCAAAAUCACUAGGCCAGUCAUGGGCCACAUAGACCCCUCCGGUACCGAGGACCUGGGCCUGCUGGCGCGCCUGAUGUACGGCUACAUCCCGAGUAACGCGACUGUCCUCAGCUCAGCCGAGACUUUGUUUGUUAUGAAUGCCGGUCUGAUCCCCCAGGAUGUGAACCCCCAUUUGAUAAGGUAUCUGAAGGGUGCCCUCAAUGGCGGUGCCACGGUCGAGCAGGUCAGGGCGGUGCGUCAUGUCGUCCUUGAACUAUGCCAGGCGGCCGGAAUGAGGAUCCUGGACGCCAGCGCUCCCGCAGGAUUCGGUUGGAGGUAUUGUAGUGGUUGGCUGCUGCAUAAUUGGUUUAUCCCAACCAACUAUCAGCAUGGAAUUGAGUUGCCCUGUACACUGUACGGGAUACCGUCGCGGGAUACGAGAAUCGCGAUCGCCACGACCAAUGCGUUGCCCGAUCCAGCUAGGGUGACCCCGCAAGCUGGAUCAAUUACGCCGGAGCAUAAAGCCGAACAUGUCAGCCGUGAUGUUCGAGAGGAAAGCAGAGGACGAACCUCAGUUUCGGAGUGACGGUUAGAGGAUGUUGAGGGCACCUGGCAGGUCAGUAUGGCAAUGGAUUUUCGGGUUGGUUACUCCCUACCACGCAGAUAACGGAUACGGUGGUUGAAAGGGGCGUGGAA
This is a messenger RNA of Parathielavia appendiculata, 751 nucleotides long. RefSeq lists its product as uncharacterized. The record is from RefSeq and is a predicted model, not a curated record. The coding region runs from base 39 to 641 and encodes 200 amino acids. The transcript has a single exon. NCBI's taxonomy places the organism in Eukaryota, Fungi, Ascomycota, Sordariomycetes, Sordariales, Chaetomiaceae.